CUCGCCCCAUCCCCACAACUCCUUGAAAUUUGUAGCAGAUUCAGUGAAACAUCAAAACAUGGCGAUCGCAAAAGUGGGGAGGAUCAAACUGGGUUCUCAGGGACUGGAAGUAUCAGCUCAAGGCCUGGGUUGCAUGGGCAUGUCAGCUUUCUACGGUCCCCCGAAGCCCGAAUCCGACAUGAUCUCGCUCAUCCAUCACGCCGUCGAUUCUGGGAUUACCCUUCUCGACACCUCCGAUGUUUACGGCCCUCACACGAACGAAAUCCUCCUCGGGAAAGCGUUGAAAGACGGUGUUCGAGAAAGGGUCGAGUUGGCUACCAAGUUUGGUAUAGAGUAUGCCGAUGGCAAAAGGAAUAUCCGUGGUGAUCCUGCAUAUGUUAGAGUUGCUUGCGAAGGUAGCCUGAAACGUCUUGGUGUUAGUUGCGUUGAUCUGUAUUAUCAGCAUCGGAUUGAUACCAAGAUUCCCAUUGAAAUCACGAUUGGAGAACUUAAGAAACUAGUUGAAGAAGGUAAAGUUAAGUACAUAGGUUUGUCUGAGGCGUCGGCUUCGACGAUUAGGAGGGCGCAUGCGGUGCAUCCUAUAAGUGCUGUUCAGCUAGAGUGGUCUUUGUGGUCCAGAGAUGUCGAGGCUGACAUUAUUCCAACUUGCAGAGAACUUGGUAUUGGGAUUGUUGCUUACAGUCCCCUUGGGAGAGGCUUCUUUUCAUUAGGGUCUAAAAUUGUUGAAACCUUGUCCGAUAAUGAUUACAGGAAGGUUCUACCAAGGUUCCAGCCUGAAAACAUGGAGCAUAACCAACGCCUUUACGAACGAGUUAAUGAGAUAGCAGCAAAGAAAGGGUGCACCCCAUCGCAACUUGCAUUGGCUUGGGUUCAUCACCAAGGGAAUGAUGUCUGCCCCAUUCCUGGAACCACCAAGAUCGAAAACUUCAACCAGAACGUCGGAGCUCUGUCCGUAAAGCUAACACCCGAAGAGAUGUCCGAGCUCGAAUCCAUGGCUGUGGCAGAUUCCGUGAAAGGAGAUAGAUAUGGCGGCGUCCUUGUUACUCACGAAGAUUCCGAAACUCCUCCAUUGUCUUCAUGGAAACCCUGAAUGAGUACUUAAUGCAACUUCCAUAUUUGAUGAAAUCUUCAUCAUGAGGUAUGGUCUUAACUCUUAAACUUAAUGUAUUGCCCUGGAUAUUUG
Hibiscus syriacus is the source of this 1183-nucleotide messenger RNA. RefSeq names its product probable aldo-keto reductase 2. The record is from RefSeq and is a predicted model, not a curated record. The coding region runs from base 59 to 1090 and encodes 343 amino acids. The transcript is spliced from 5 exons. NCBI's taxonomy places the organism in Eukaryota, Viridiplantae, Streptophyta, Magnoliopsida, Malvales, Malvaceae. Gene Ontology annotation, cellular component: cytoplasm.